AUGUAUUUGCUGGCCGUGACCCUGAUCAUGCGCUUCCAUCACCUUGGCUUCAAGUGUGAGAACCCCACCAUCUUCUCUGAUCCGGAUCCGAACCGGAGGAUGAGGUCGUUCAUCUCAUUCUCCUCCCAAUUUCUGGCCUCUGCGAGUCGAUCCAGCUUUCUUCUUCACCUCGUCGGCGCCGUGCUGGUUCCUGAUGCUGCUAGCAAAGAUAUCACUCUCCAUUCAAGUAAGCUCUUCAGACUCUAGGCAUCACAAGCCACCGUCUUAUUUGUCUUGAAUCCCGGGCCCCUCACUGCAUCCACUGCAGCUGAUAGAUAGUGA
Molecule: messenger RNA, 321 nt
Organism: Microbotryum saponariae
Lineage: Eukaryota; Fungi; Basidiomycota; Microbotryomycetes; Microbotryales; Microbotryaceae
Source: the annotation of a GenBank genome assembly